ACAGCCUGCACUCCCGACGGCGGGGGGCGGGGGAGAGAAAAAAAAACCGCACGCGCGGGGCCGCCAUGGCGAUGGACGCCGCCGACCUGUUCGCCAAACUGCGAGCGGGAGCCCGCUUCGACCUCAAGCGCUUCGGCCGAGACGCCAACAGAUUCCGGAUAUCACAAUCAAAGGAUGCUACGUUAAGUGAAAAUUCAUUAGACCUUGAUUUCUUCAAGAAUCAAAAUGCCAAAAGCUGCAAACCUGUGGGCAGCAUAUUUCAAAGCAACCAGGAGGGGGAGGAUUGUGAGGCUGAGUUGGAGAAUGAGUCGUCUCCACCUUCAGGGAAAAGAAACGUUGAGGCAGAACCAGAAACGGUGAAAAAGAGGAAAAAGAGGAAAGAGCCUGGAGAGACAGAGCCCAUUUUUGCCGACACCAUGGAAGAUGAUGGGAUAAUGCUGAUGUCCUCCUUGGGAAACAGGAUGAAGGGAAGCAGUGAAAACAAAAGCACAGAGCCCAGUGCUCAUAGUCUGGAACGUCAGAGACGUGAAAAGGUAAACAAAUUCCGCCGUGUGCAUCGCAUUUGCGUGCAAGGAACAGAUAUCCCUGAACCGGUUUCAACCUUCGAGCAGCUCCAGCAGGAAUAUAAAGUCCACCCGAAGGUCAUUCAGCAUAUGCAGGAAGCUGGUUUCCAGACCCCUACUCCCAUACAGAUGCAAGCCAUACCGGUCAUGCUACACAAUCGGGAAAUCCUGGCCUGUGCCCCAACUGGAUCGGGGAAGACAUUGGCUUUUUGUAUUCCUCUCCUGACCCAUCUAAGGCAACCAAUGAACAAAGGUUUUAGGGCUCUCAUCCUAUCUCCUACCCGUGAGCUUGCUAGCCAGACUCAUAGGGAGCUGGUGAAACUCUCUGAAGGUAUUGGAUUCAGGAUUCACAAGAUCAACAAAGCAGUUGAGGCUGCCAAAAAGUUUGGGCCUAAAACAUCCAAGAAAUUUGAUAUUCUGGUGACGACUCCAAACAGACUGGUUUAUUUACUGAACCAGGAUCCUCCAGCCCUGGACCUCAGCAGCGUGGAAUGGCUGGUGGUUGAUGAAUCAGACAAGUUGUUUGAAGAUGGCAAAAUGGGGUUCCGAGACCAGCUGGCCACCAUCUUCCUGGCCUGCACGUCCCAUACUGUGCGACGAGCUAUGUUCAGUGCCACAUUCGCAAAUGACGUUGAGCAAUGGUGCAAACUCAACCUAGACAAUGUGAUCUCAGUGACCAUUGGUACAAGGAAUUCUGCAGUGGACACUGUGGAGCAGGAACUCCUCUUUGUGGGUAAUGAAACCGGGAAGCUUCUGGCAAUGAGAGAUCUUGUCAAAAAGGGUUUUUCACCUCCAGUGCUGGUUUUUGUCCAGACAAUUGAUCGAGCAAAGGAGUUGUUCCAUGAAUUAAUCUACGAGGGCAUUAACGUUGAGGUCAUCCACGCGGAAAGAACGCAGCAGCAGAGAGAUAAUGUAGUUCGAAGCUUCAGAAUAGGGAAAAUUUGGGUCCUCAUUUCCACAGCGCUCAUGGCUCGAGGUAUUGACUUUAAAGGAGUGAACAUGGUCAUCAACUAUGAUUUCCCAACCAGUGCAAUCGAAUACAUUCACAGGAUAGGAAGAACUGGAAGAGCUGGUCACCGAGGCAAAUCAAUUACUUUUUUCACAGAAGAUGACAAACCUCUUUUACGAAG
This is a messenger RNA of Callorhinchus milii (elephant shark), 1693 nucleotides long. RefSeq names its product DEAD (Asp-Glu-Ala-Asp) box polypeptide 52 (gene ddx52). Gene Ontology annotation, cellular component: 90S preribosome. Gene Ontology annotation, molecular function: RNA helicase activity; ATP binding; nucleic acid binding. Lineage: Eukaryota; Metazoa; Chordata; Chondrichthyes; Chimaeriformes; Callorhinchidae. The record is from RefSeq and is a predicted model, not a curated record. Gene Ontology annotation, biological process: maturation of SSU-rRNA.